Messenger RNA from Triplophysa rosa, 2332 nucleotides. RefSeq names its product gastrula zinc finger protein XlCGF49.1-like. The transcript is spliced from 2 exons. Gene Ontology annotation, biological process: regulation of transcription by RNA polymerase II. Lineage: Eukaryota; Metazoa; Chordata; Actinopteri; Cypriniformes; Nemacheilidae. Gene Ontology annotation, molecular function: RNA polymerase II cis-regulatory region sequence-specific DNA binding; DNA-binding transcription factor activity. The coding region runs from base 204 to 935 and encodes 243 amino acids. The record is from RefSeq and is a predicted model, not a curated record.
CUGCAGAGAUCCCUCUCUUUUUGACUGGGACAAGUGAGAGCGCGCGUGUAUAUGUAUUAUUACGGUAAUAUAAGGUCAACGAAAGGGUAUGCCGCUCUUAUCACUGUAUUUACGGUAAUAUCAGCAACAACAGAGAAGCUGCGCUAAUACGCGGAUUUUUUGCUCGGCAAUGUUUGAGGUCUGUUCCACCAUACCACACAGAGAUGUUCAAUGAAGCCAUAAAUGAAGUUGAGGAGAAACAUCAGUGUCAGAAACCUCAGAAUCUUGAAAGGCUAGAAAUGUCUUCAAGUAGUGGGCACAAGAACAAGAUUUUCUCUACAAAAAGAAAGCAAAGAACAGAAGCAGGCGAGCCUUUCACCUGCCCUCAGUGUGGAAAGUGUUUCAAACGCAAAUGUCAACUUGAGUGCCACAUUAGAGUUCACACUGGAGAACGACCAAACAUAUGUCCUCAGUGUGGAAAGAGUUUCACAGAUAAAUCAAAUCUUGUGGCACAUAUGAGAAUUCACACUGGAGAGCGCCCGUACAUAUGUUCUCAGUGUGCAAAGAGUUUUAAACAGAAAUCAACGCUUAAUGUGCACAUGAGAAUUCACUCUGAAGAGUGCCCAUACACAUGUCCUCAGUGUGGAAAGGGUUUUAAACAGAAAAAUAAUCUUGAGCUGCAUAUGAGGACUCACACUGGAGAGCGCCCAUACUCGUGUCCUCAGUGUGGAAAGAGUUUCAAACGCAAAUCAACGCUUGAUAUCCACGUGAGAAUUCACACUGGAGAGUGUCCAUACGUAUGUCCUCAGACUGGGAAAAGUUUUAAACAGAAAUCAAAUCUGGAGAAACAUAGGAGAAUUUACAAUGGAGAGCGCCCAUUUGUAUGUCCUCAGUGUGGAAAGAGUUUCAUAGAGAAAUCAGCGCUUAAGGUGCACAUGAGAGCUCACACUGAAUAGUACCCAUACAGAUGUCCUCAUCGAGUUUCAAGAAUUCACACUGGCAAUCGCCUGUAUGCAUGCUUUCAACGUGAAGUGUCCAUGAACAUGACUUCAAUGUGGAAAGAGUUUUCACCUUAAAAUUUCACCUCAACUGGAUUUAGGUCUGCGGAACGUGAGGGCCAGUCAAUGGCAUCAAUGCCUUCGUCGUACAGAAACUGCCUACAGACUCUGGCCACACGAGGCCGGGCAUUAUCAUGCACCAGGAAGGCCCUGCACUGCACCAGUGUAAGGUUUGACAAUUGUUCUGAGGAUUUCAUCCUGAUACUUAAUGGCAUGUAGAGGUCUGUGCGACCUUCUAAGGACAUUCAUGUUUCUGUUUGCGUUCAAUACAUUUGGUAACAAAAUAAUUCAGGAGGUAUAUUCAUGCUCUAAUUCAGACAUAAUAUUACAUAUAAAAUCAACUGCAGUGCAAACUGUAAUGCAUUAAAACAAAAAGCCGUUUACAGAUGUAGAAUUUUGUUACGAAAACAUCAUAUGUACCAGAUCACUGCACUGACAUGUAUGAAGUAGCCUAAACAGGGUCAAUUUUGUUUUGAUGUUGAUUUAAAGCAGUAAGGCUGUGUUCACACUUGACUUCUCUUUUGAAAAAGUUGACAAAGGUGCUUUUUUUUAGAAAAAAAACAAACGCUGGCCGCGUUUGGUUACAAAUAGCAGAGUCUGUGGACGAAGGCAGCCCAGAGAAACAUAUAGGCAGCGUAACGGAAGUCUGUUUGAAUUAUAAACAGAGAGCGUCUUUGCAGUAACUAAUUGCAUGUUUAAAAACUACAAUACUAAUUUCUCGCUAGAAAUGCAAUCAGAAGUUGUUGAAAGUGAAAAUUAAACUUACUUUUAUACAAAACUAUGCUCUAACAGGCGUUUCGGCUGCCAUUUAAUUUAUUCGAGCUUGAGCCUUCUCGACCAAUCAUGUUCCUCGCAUGUUGUUAUGGAAACAACAGGUCUCUGUCAUUGGUUAGCUGUGAAAAAUGAGCUUGAAGUAGUCAGAAAAGUUGAACUUUUUUCAACCUCAAAAGAUGCUCUGAGCUGCAGAAAAAGACGCCGGCACUGGCGUUUAAAAAAGCGCUCAGGAGGACGUUUUUCAAAACACGGUUUACUCCAUAGGAUUAUAAUGUAAAACAGACGCUAGCAGCUUCAAAAAAGAAGUCAAGGCUGAACACAGCCUAAGACGGUUUAAAUCAACACAUUAUUAUUUUCUUAGAAUCUUUGUACUAUGUUGACAAUUCUCACCAUGUAAACCUGAAAUCAUCAGUCUUAAGAACUGAUAAUUGUUAAGAACUGAUAAAUAAUAAUUGUUGGUGUCAUAACUAUAAAGUGACUCGUAGAUUCUGUCCUUUAUUAAUAAAAUAUUUUGAAACAUA